GUUCUAUUGGAUAAGCUAAUGCGAGGUGCGAGAAGAAGUGGCCAUUUGCGGCUGACGGUGGUGUUUUGCUCCAUUGUGGUGAUAGUUGGAGCCACGCUUCUGGUGGAAGCCGCAGAGCAUGAGGAGAACGGUGCGGAUCGAUCGGCCACCGGCAGUGUGGCCUAUCGUGACGUCCAGUCCGACUGGACCGACUAUCAGCCUCACCAGCAGCAGCAGCAGGGGCAGGGGCACCAACGACGCAACGGUCAUCAGAGUGGCCGGCGACGCCACCAUCAGUAUCGGACGUCGAAGAACCGGCGCGUCCGGGCGCCCCAGGAUGGGCGGGGCCGGGUGAAGAAGAGCGGCACCGGCGGGGUGGUCGAUCACAUUCUCGCGCAGGAUUCCGUCGUCGGGCAGCCGCCGCUGGCCGACCUGCGGCAGACCCGCGAGCGGAAGCCCAACAUCAUCCUCAUCCUCACCGACGACCAGGACGUGGAGCUGGGCUCGCUGAACUUUAUGCCGCGCACGCUACGCCUGCUGCGGGACGGUGGGGCCGAGUUCCGGCAUGCGUACACCACCACACCGAUGUGCUGCCCGGCCCGCUCGUCCAUCCUGACCGGGAUGUACGUGCACAAUCACAUGGUGUUCACCAACAACGACAACUGCUCGAGUACGACCUGGCAGACGACGUACGAGACGCGCUCGUUCGCCACCUACCUCUCGAACGCCGGCUACCGCACCGGGUACUUUGGCAAGUACCUGAACAAGUACAACGGCUCGUACAUUCCGCCCGGCUGGCGGGAGUGGGGCGGGCUGAUCAUGAACUCCAAGUACUACAACUACAGCAUCAACAUGAACGGGCAGAAGAUCAAGCACGGGUUCGACUACGCGAAGGACUACUAUCCGGAUCUGAUUGCGAACGACUCGAUCGCGUUCCUGCGCCAGUCGAAGCACCAGAACCACCGGAAGCCGGUCCUGCUGGCGAUGAGCUUCCCGGCACCGCACGGCCCGGAAGACUCGGCCCCUCAGUACAGCCAUCUGUUCUUCAAUGUGACAACGCAUCACACGCCAGCAUACGAUCACGCCCCGAAUCCGGACAAACAAUGGAUUUUGCGGGUCACCCAGCAGAUGGAACCGAUCCACCGGAGGUUUACCGAUCUGCUGAUGACGAAACGGUUACAGACGCUCCAGAGUGUCGACGUAGCGGUCGAACGUGUCUAUCAGGAGCUUAAGGCUCUCGGCGAGCUGGAGAAUACCUACAUCAUCUACACAUCCGACCACGGCUACCAUCUGGGCCAGUUUGGACUGAUAAAGGGCAAGAGUUUCCCGUUCGAAUUCGACGUUCGAGUACCGUUCCUGAUGCGUGGACCUGGCAUUGAACCGGCAACAAUUGUCGAUGAGAUAGUUCUGAAUGUCGAUCUGGCACCGACGUUCCUUGAUAUCGGCGGUGUGGCACCUCCACCGCAUAUGGACGGUCGGAGUAUCCUGCCGUUGGUGCUCAAUCGCCACCGGGCGGUUCUGGACAAGUGGCCCGACACGUUCCUCAUAGAGAGCUCUGGCCGACGUGAAACACCAGAGCAGCUCCAGGAACAACGGCAACGUGCUGCGGCGGCAAGGUACAGUGCCCGGUUUAAUCUACUGAACGGCAACGUGUCUCAUCCGAAGCUUCAACCGGAGGUUCUUUUCGAACGGGGCCACGCGGAAGAAUCGCACAUGGCUUCGAGCGUGCCAAGUGUUGGUAGUGAUCGGAAGGAGCUUGACUUCAGCUCCCACGAGCACGAGGAUGAUGAUGAUGAUCACGAGCUGGAUGGAGAUGAUGAUGACGAUCACCAUGGAGCGGUUGAAAGCGAAACCGGGGCGAUCGAGCUGAAACACGACGAACAUCCCGAGGACUACGUUAUCGAUCAUCAGGAGGCGCAUGCAUUUGAUCAAGCCCCUGUACAGCCCGACAAUCAACACACGCUGGACAAUCACCUGACUUCUUUCCGCUCGAAGAUGGACCGGCUCAACACGGAGUGCUCCAAUCCGGUCCUGCAGCAAAACUGCGUCCCCGGGCAGAAGUGGCAGUGCACGAGCGAGGACGGCCGGUGGCGUAAGCAUAAGUGCAAAUACCACGGUCAACUGCAGCAACAUCUGGCCGAAAUAACGAAGAAAUCGAACGACCAAACGAACGGCCGCAACUGCGCGUGUUUCACGUCGGAUAACUUUUUCUACACGAAAAUCAAAACCAAGCGUGACCAUACGAAGUGGCAACCGAUGGCGACGAUGCAGGCGCAGGCGACACAUCGGCCCCACCGGCGCCGACGUACCCGCCAGAAACGGUCGGCGGCGGUGGUAGGGGAGGGGGACAUAGGUGAGGAGGUGCUGUUGAUGGAAGCGAAGGGUCCGACGAUGGAAUCGCUGCUAGAGGUUGCCGCCCGGAUCGAUGCGAUCGAGAGGGUGUUAGAAGAGGAAGAUGGCGAGUAUGUCGAACGGGCGGAAGGAAGGAGGAGCAAGCGCGAGGUGCCUUCCCCUCCGACCCAUUUGACUGACGUGGUGCACGAACUGCAGAAAACACUGUCCGAUAUCGAACGGGAUUACGAGGAGAUGGAAACGAUCGGGCAGGAUCGUUUAAAUGAGACGACAGGGGAAGGAGCUAGCACUAGUGGUAGCGCCAAACGAUGCUUCGUCAUAGCUGCGGAUCGUAUCAACUGUUCGAAUGUGAUUUACGAGGACGAACUGAGCUGGAAACGGAACCGCUUAAAGGUGGAUCAGCUGAUUCGUGUGUUGAAGGAAAAGAUCAACACGCUGAAGGACAUCAAGCGUUUACUACGGGAGCAAAAACCGCACGGCUACCGAGGGGAAGACUCUGAGCCGGAAGAGGACGAGGAAGACGAUAAAGAUGAAACGAUUGAAAGUGGCCUGAGUGGUGUGGCGAGGCAUCGACCGACAACGACUACAACCACAACUACUACAGUAUCUUCCACCAGCACGACCAUGGCUUCCUCGGUAACGGAAUCCUCAGAGAGAGCUACGAUUGAUAAUAGCAUCCCGCGGAAAGUUGGUCACGGAGGGCUUGUACGACGUCCCGGUGGAAAAUAUCACAACGGUUCUAGCCACCGUCGUAGAGUUAUGAAGCCAUCGGUGGGCGAGAAAGCCGAUGGCCCUUUGAUCGAUACAAAUCUCUUCGAUAUGGAUAAUCAACAACCGACGGCUGGGCAAGCCAUUAACCGCACCAGCCAUGGAGGGCGUCACCGUGGACAGAAUCGUGGGCACCACCGUGGCCGGCAUCGAGGGGAAGCUCUAGGUGGAAGUAGUACAUCAACGACAACGACAACUCCGAGCGCCACAGAAUCGGCUUCAGUUAGCACCGAAACUUCCAGCGAGGAUUCGUAUCUCUCCCGAUCGAGUGGUGGGUCCGGUUUCGGUCGUGAAGAUCCCUCGUCAACCACGGAAUCAAGUGUGGAGGCUUCAGGCUCGAUGGCUGUUUCAAGCAGCACGGAAAGCGCACAGAGUCGGUCCACUACCAGUGAAGAACAGUUUUCUCAGAAUGCCAUAGACGCCGGUAGGACGACGACGACAACGACGUCGGCAACCGUGCCGACAGUAAACCAGGAAGAGUCGAGAGUCGAUCGGCGCAAACCCACAGAGAAAGAUCCUCACUUUGGAAUGAACCGAACCCAGGACCUAGGUAACUCUGUGCAACAAAAUAUGAUUCCAACAACAACUGUCGAUGCUACCGUGCCACCGACCGAGUGUUAUUGUGCCGCUGAAGCAGAAAGUCCAAUACCGGAUGAAAAAGAACUCGCACGUGAAACCCGUCGCCGAUUGAAGGAAGAACGGCAACGAAAAAAGGAACGCAAACGUAUCAAGAAGGCGAAGCUGGAAAAGGAAUGCCUGUCCGAGCGGAUGAACUGUUUCAGCCACGACAGCAAUCACUGGCGCACCAAACCGCUUUGGGAGGACAAACCGUUCUGCUUCUGCAUGAACGCCAACAACAACACGUACAGCUGCCUGCGUACAAUCAAUCAGACACACAAUUUCCUGUACUGCGAGUUCACCACCGGACUGGUGACGUACUACAAUCUGCGAAUAGAUCCCUUUGAAACACAAAAUCGGGAGUCGUCUUUGACUUCCGAAGAAAAGGCCGUGCUACACGCAACGCUCGAAGAGAUGAAACGAUGCCGUGGAAAGAGCUGUACAUUGCCACGGUACCAUCAGCAGCAAACCCUACCCGAAAGCAACCUACUUCCAUCGGGUGCUGGCGGUGUUGAAUCCGUCGGUGGAGUAGGAGUUCCGGUAGUUGGUGGUAUAGGUCGCCAUGCUGGUAGCUCCUCCUAUGGUUCCGGAGCGGGUGGCAAUCGUCGAAAGUAUCACGCCCAUCGCGAUCAUGCCCCACACGGAGCUGCAGGUGGUGUUGGAGGUGGUGUCGCAGGUGGUGUAGGUGGACACUUUCCGGUCGAGUAUGAUGCUGCUACCGGGCAGGCAAGUGUGGUUCAAGGGCCAAAUUCCAAGAAAAAGAACAAAUAUGGUAAACGGAAGCACCAUAAUCAGCAACCGGCUCAGCAGCAGCCACAAGACCACCAGCGGCAGCAUAGAGACAAGAUUCCGCCACAGGUGGAAAGUGAUUACGGACUCGAACCGAUACUACCGGCGGAGGUUGGCGCUGGCGGCAGUGGAACCAAACGCAACCGCACCAUGAGGCGGCCAGUCUGGCAAACGAUCUAUACCAAAUAAUUCCACCAUCGAGCGGAUUGAAGUGUGCAAUCUUUGGAGCGAUUCGUGUGCUUCUACGAAGGGCGAAACACGAACGCUAUUCUCCGUGAUCACCUUUCGACGUAGAUCAGAGAAUGGAUUCAUAUUGACGGGAUGAUCGCUUUAUUCUCAGCGCUCCUUUCCAUUCCUUCGGCUUGGCCAUUUCUUGUAGCAUUGCCGCCCGCAAUGAAGUGUUCGCUUUCAGUGAUUUUAGUUCAAGCAUGAAGUUUUCUUCAUAUGCGCAUUUUGCUGCUAACGUUAUAACAAGUCUACAUCUUCGUUAUCGGCUUCAGACACCUUUCUUUUGUUUAUGUAAAGUUCUAGCCAUUUGUAUUGCAUUUUUUUAUGUAGGUAAUAUUGUUUCCUUAUUUUAUUCGUUUAACCACCAUGAAAGACACGGUGCACAGAUACACACUUUUAUGAUCCCGCUCCUACAUCCGGUCUACACUGCCAUUCCAAUACAAUCUACGAAAAGGAAAGUGCCCUACAUAAACUAAAACAAUAAUAAUGAUAAAAUGGAAAGAGUAGACAACAGUUAGCAUGCCUAGGUUCGGGUAUGCACUUUUGAAACCCUAUACUUUUCGCCAAGUGAUUGUAGCCACCGGGCAUGUGAUUUGUCUAUCGGUCAUAUGUACGCUUGCAUAUUAUGAUGUACGUUGUAGCAAACGCUAGUAUUGCUAUGAGGAGGCUUUUGCGGAUAAUUAGUACCAAAUGUAGAGCAAAAACACACUCAAAAACAAAUUGAAUGAACAAAACAAAACAACAACCAUUAACAUAGAACAUGUGCUUCGGUAAUAUGUUAACUGACAUGACAACGAGGGAAGAAAAGCUAAACAAGCAAAGUGCAGUGCGGGGUGCCGUUUCGUUUAAAUUUUAUUUAGUAAGUAGUAAUUUAUCAUACGUUGAUUAAGAGUCAAAAUGAUUAAAUUUUACUAAUCGAAUGUCAGGAAUCAAAAUACGUUAUGAAUCGAUUUUAACUAAGCGUACCAAGUAGCGAAAGAUGCGACGCACUAACAUUACUUUACCACUAAUACUGGAUUAGUGCAAGUCAGCUAAACUACAUUAUUUUCUUGUAAAUUAGAUCAAUUUUAUUCAGUAUUCUGUUUCAGCCCCCGGGGGUCUUUUACAUGCGCUCAAACUGACCGCAAUUGGUGGACAUAUACACAACAAAUGUAUUUAUUGCUUCAAACAGUAUGUUUUUAAGAAAUGCUUAAAAGGAUCCGCUGUAGCCAACGUUUUAGAGUGCAUUGUUUUAAAGUAGGUUGCAAUGCAGGGGCAGGUAAAAUGAGGCAUAUAAAAUGCGAUGCAUUUAAACAGUUUCUCAAUCCCCAUUUAAUCGAAAACAGAGAAUGGUAGCGGUGGGGUUAAAAAGAGGUACUCUUAAUAUUCUAUAGCAAGGGCCUGAUUAUGUGUAUACCCAAAGCAUCCGAUACGCACUAUGCAAGCGUCCACCCGCCCACGAAAACGGUUAAGCGGACCGACCCAUCGCGCAAAGAUACAGUGAGCAAACAAGUAAUCUUAAUGAUAACAUAACCCGAUAUGAUAGUAGUGAUGUAUACAAAAUAGUGAACAAAGAAAGGCACUCUAUCAUAUGACU
Anopheles coustani is the source of this 6310-nucleotide messenger RNA. It is a transcript of the gene Sulf1, whose product is annotated as extracellular sulfatase SULF-1 homolog. Gene Ontology annotation, molecular function: glycosaminoglycan binding; N-acetylglucosamine-6-sulfatase activity. The record is from RefSeq and is a predicted model, not a curated record. Lineage: Eukaryota; Metazoa; Arthropoda; Insecta; Diptera; Culicidae. Bases 19 to 4695 code for a protein of 1558 amino acids. The transcript is spliced from 9 exons.